Molecule: messenger RNA, 6255 nt
Organism: Alosa sapidissima (American shad)
Lineage: Eukaryota; Metazoa; Chordata; Actinopteri; Clupeiformes; Clupeidae
Gene: pks1
Product: polyketide synthase 1
Exons: 6
Coding region: 1-6255 (2084 amino acids)
Biological process (GO): fatty acid biosynthetic process
Molecular function (GO): 3-oxoacyl-[acyl-carrier-protein] synthase activity; fatty acid synthase activity
Source: RefSeq, a predicted model, not a curated record
AUGAACAUCAUGGAUGAGGACAUUGCAGUGGUUGGGAUUGGAUGCAAUUUCCCAGGAGGUGAGGGUCUUGACAACUUCUGGCGGGUUCUAGUCGAGGGAAAGAACUGUUCUGUGGAGAUUCCAGGUGAGCGAUUUAACUGCUCGUCCUGGUAUGAUCCUGACGUCAGCAGACCUGGAAAGACACAGACUACCAAGGCUGCUCUUAUAGAUGGAUUUAAUGAGUUGGACCACAAGUUCUUUGGCAUCACGGAGGCAGAAGCAGACUUUAUGGACCCCCAGCAAAAGCUGCUAUUACAGUGCUCCUACAGAGCCCUAGAGGAUGCUGGGAUACCCAUGGAGAAGAUCAGCGGGAGCAGGACAGGAGUUUACAUAGGCCUCAUGAACAGGGACUUUGAGACUCUCCUUAACAAUAGCCCGAGCACAAUAACCCACUAUAAUGGCACUGGGACAUCUAUGAGUGUGGCUGCCAACAGGAUCUCCUACACCUUUAAUCUUACUGGGCCUUCAUUUGCUAUUGAUAGCGCUUGUUCCUCAUCUUUAGUAGCCCUUCACUCUGCCUGCCAGGCCAUCAGACAAGGUGAUUGUGAGAUGGCUCUUUGUGGAGGUGUGAGCUGCAUUCUUGAACCAAGAGUCUUUGUGGCUCUUAGCAAAGCCAAGAUGAUCUCACCUGAUGGCACCAGCAAACCUUUCUCCAGCAGAGCAGAUGGCUAUGGCAGAGGGGAAGGCUGUGGAGUUGUCCUGCUGAAACCUUUGAAGAAGGCUCUUGAAAGCCACCAUCAUAUAUGGGGCAUAAUCAGCAAAACAUCAGUAAACCAAGAUGGCCGCACCGUCACCCCAAUCACCAAGCCGUCGAUGGUUCAGCAGAAGGAGCUUCUCAGCAGAAUCUACUCUACAGAGAGAGACCUGACCAGUGUCCAGUACAUAGAGGCUCAUGGGACUGGAACCCCAGUAGGAGACCCCAUAGAGGCAGAGAGCAUCUCUAAUGUCAUCGCCCAAGCUAGGCCUCAAGGAUCAGAGACAAUCGUUGGCUCUGUGAAAGGUAACAUAGGGCACACUGAAUCAGCCGCUGGUGUAGCAGGACUCAUCAAGGUUCUUCUAAUGAUGAAACACCAAACCAUUGUCCCCUCAUUGUUUUACUCAGAGCAAAGUUCAAGCAUUGAUGCAAAAGCUUUAAAUAUAAAGAUUCCUACCAAAGCAGAGAAAUGGCAGCAGACAAAUCCUGAUGGUAGAGUGGCUGGCAUCAAUAACUUUGGCUUUGGGGGCACCAAUGCUCACGCUGUCAUAAGGGAACACAUAGACACACCUAAUUCAGUUCCUGUCAGGUCUGAGAAAAGGAAAUUGUUCAUACUUUCAGCAAUGACAGAGAAGUCCCUCAAGAUGUGUAUUUCCGACACUCACCGAAGGCUAUGCACAGAUGAACCAGUAGAUCUCCAAUCUAUAGCUUACACAUCAGCAUGUAGGAGAAGCCACUUAAAGCAAAAAUACAGGAAAGCAUUUCUGUCAUCUUCGGUGGCAGAAUUACAAAAUCAGCUAAAGAUGGCUCUUGACAAAAAGAUCUCCCCAUCCAAGCCAGGCUUGAAGUUGGUGUUUGUGUUCUGUGGCAAUGGAGUCACUUAUAGAGGUAUGUGUAAACAGCUGCUCAAAGAAGAGCCUGUAUUUAGAGCAAAAGUAAGGGAAGUGGAAAACCUCUUCCAGAAUCAUAGGAGCAUGUGCAUUUCCCAGAAGAUAGUGAGUGAUUAUGACAAUGAUGACAAUUCCAAACCAGAGGUCGUUCAGCCCUUGCUGUUCACCAUUCAGGUGGCACUUGCAAACCUUCUGAAACAUUGGGGCCUCAGACCAGAUGCUGUUCUGGGGCAUUCUAUUGGAGAAGUUGCUGCUGCACACUGUUCUGGGCUGUUAUCUCUCGCAGACGCAGUUAAGGUGAUCUACCACCGAAGUACUCUGCAGGGAAUUGUCACUGGGGGGAAAAUGCUUGUGGUUAGAAAUGUAGCUGUUGCAGACAUUUUAGAAAUUCUAUCUUUUUACACAGGGAAGGUUUGUCUGGCAGCUUUAAACAGUCCUGUGUCAUGUGUAUUAUCAGGUCAUGAAGAUGCCAUAGACAGUCUGCACCAAAAGCUGAAAACUUUAGUUAUGACCAAAAACCUUUUUCUCCAUGUUUUGGAUGUUCCCGCAGCUUAUCACAGUCAUAUGAUGGAUCCUAUUUUAAGUCAGAUCAAAGAAAGAAUAGGAGUCCUACAGGCAAAUGAAAAGGAGUGUGAACUUUACUCAACAGUGACAGGGAAGCCAAUGUCUGCAGGGGACUUCAUCACAGGUGAAUACUGGGCACAGAACAUCCGUGAGCCAGUUGCAUUUCAAAAGGCAAUAAAUUCAGCGGCCAAAGACAAAACUAAUGUGGUCUUCAUAGAGAUAAGCCCAAGAAAGGCUUUGCAGAGAAACAUUAUGGAGGUGCUAGGGAAUGAUAUCACUGUUAUGUCUUCAGUGCAGCCAGACAGAGAGCACGAGACCCUUGUUAGUACUAUGGCUAGACUUUUUGAGCUGGGGUUCCAAAUUGACUGGGACAAUGUAUACAGAGGUCUUGAGAGCCAGCCAAUGUCCCUUCCUAGGUACCAGUUUGACUGCCUUAAAAAAGAGGUUUACUUUGAGACUGUGAGACAUGGGCAUGCCAUUUUACCAUAUCCUGUGCAUCCCUUACUAUCACAGAUGAAGGAUAACAACAAACAGUAUGCGUGUAACCUCUCAUCUGAUGUUGUACCCUACUUUUGGGAACAUAAAAACAAUGGAGUGGUGAUUGCCCCUGGUUCUCUUUAUGUGGAACUAGCUUCUGAAGCUGCUAUGCAGUUCAUCAAGCCAAAGAAACCUCUGUGUUCACUAAAGCUUAGUGUCACUUUCCAGAGCUUGUUUGUGCUCAGCAAGGACCCCAAUCAAUUGAGGGUACUUCUUGAGCCAUCUGAAGGCAAGACCACAUUUGAAAUAUGGUCUUCAUCCACUAUGCAUGCAUCUGGCACCAUUAUCUAUGGAAAAGGUCCAGCAGUUAUAGAGGAGGAAGUCAUCAACUGUGAUAUUGUCUCAAAAAGGUGCCCAAUAAUUAUUACCAAAGAGGAGGUUUACUCACAUCUCUCAUUGGCUGGAUUUGAAUAUGGGCCUACAUUCAGACAACUGGGUGAGGUUUGCUAUGGAAGAGAAUUCAGGGAAGCCCUGACAAGCAUCACUGUUCCAGAUGAAUUGCUGAGCCAACUGUACGAGUACAGGCUGCACCCGGUGGUGCUGGACUGGUUCUUACAGAUGGCAUCUGUGGUGGUUCAAGAUGGAACUUGUGUAAGACCUUGUUUCCCCUCAGCUAUCAAAAGUGUGGUGAUCUCCAGACCAUUGCAGAGGGUGAUGACCAUGUAUCUGAGGGUGACUCGAGAGACAAAUGAAUUUUACGAAGUGUGUGGCUGCUUUAUAGAUCUAUCGGGUCGUGUGCUGGUUGAACUAAAAUGUUUGAGAAUCACAUUUGUGCAAGGAAGCCCUCAGGUUGUUGAAUUCUUUCAUAAUGAGUAUCGAGCCUUAACAGAUGGCAUGAACACUGUCAACAGACCUAAAGCUUUAGUAUUUGAGGACACACUAGGAGUGGCCAAAGCUCUGAAGCCUUAUUUAAACCCACAAUCUACUUUUGUUUCCCUCUCCAAAUCAGCCUCUUCAGUGCCUGCUUGGCUCACCCAGUGCCUUGAGACUAAAGCUGGUGUGGAAUUUACAGAGGUGCUGUUCAUGUGGGGCAUUCAAAACCUGAGCCAAAUGAAAAUUGAGACUAUUUUGGACAGUUUAGUCAAAUGUUGUGAACUCUACCGACAAAUUGUGCUUGCUUUGAGGAAGUAUAGUACCUCAUAUGUCAUACGUGUGAUCACCUACAGAUCAUCUGGUCUUAUUGUUGAUCAUGUCAGCCCUGGCUUUGUUUUAUCAGGUAUGACAAGAGCCCUAGCAGCAGAGAUGUCGGGCUUCUCUUUUCAAUUAAUUGACCUUGCGUCUGUGUCAAAUGAAGACAUACAGGAGUUAGCCCACAUCAUUAGCUGCUCUCAGAGCAACCAGUACCCCGAGAUCUUGAUAAGCAAAGGUCAUACUCAUUUAGCUACGAUAACAAGAAGUCCAUAUCAUGAUUCUAGACAUUCAGAGACAUGUAUCCAUUCUUUGACAUCUCAAAGAUUUACUCUUCAGACUACAGAUCCCUACAUGAUGGCCAAACUGUCAGCUGUUACAGUUAGUUUUGAUGAAACCCCAAUUCUGGAUAAAACUGUGGAAGUUAAGCUUGAUAAAAUAUGUGUCCAUUCAUCUGACUUCUUUCCAGUUAGUGUAUCUGACUUUCAGUUUGGCCAGACACUAUACUGGUCCAAACACUCCACUCAGAACCACAAGCUCCUGGCUCUUGACUUCAGUGGCACUGUCACAGAUGUGGGGAAAGGUGUGAGCAAACUGAAGGUGGGUGAUCACAUUGCAUCCUGUUACCCUGUUGUUGCCUCCUCUAAGGUUAUACUUCCUGAGGUGGUAUGCUACAACACUGCAAAGCUCCCAUUUCUAAGAGAUGUCCCAUGUGUCUCAUACCUCGUACUCGCAAGGGAAAUCUUUGACCACAUAUUACCCAAAGACACAAAGAAAUUGCCUGUGACAAUUCUUUCCUGUGUUCCCAGAACUUUGGCCAAGUUGCUGGUUGAGAUAGGAAAGACUAAAGGAUGGAGUUUGAAUAUUCAGACUCAUAUUAAUGACCAAAAUGCUGACUAUGCUGUCAUUCUGCUGUUGCCUCCUUAUGACCAUUCUAUGUUGGUGAGUGCAAGCGGAAUAUCUUCAGUGAAGCACAUUGUAGUUGUCUGUAAAGAGGAACUGACUUCCCACUCACACCUCAUUCAACAAAAGAAUCAAAAUGUGUCUGUCCAUGUUCUGAAAACGUCCAGUGUUCUCCAGAAAGCCAACCUUCAAAGACAGGGUGAACAUCUGGAUCACUGGCUACAUGGGGUGACUUGUGGUAAGAUUUGUAUGCCCAUACAAGAGAAUACCGUUCAGAGAGAAGUCUUUUCUGAGAUGAUAACAUCCAGCACACAAAAUCACUCGUAUUUUAAUGUGGAGAACAUCUCUUUGAUUGUGUGCACCAAGACUGGUUCUCUUCACACAGAAACAAAUGUCCCCUUGCUCCCACAAGCCAAGGAACUCUUCCAGAAGAACAGUGUGUACAUUGUAUCUGGGGGCUUAUCUGGAUUGGGGCUGGAGACCCUGAAGUUCAUUGCUCACAGAGGUGGAGGCUACAUUGUUUCCCUCUCCAGGAGUCUGCCCUCAGCAGAGAUUCAACACAAAGUUAGUGCACUCCAAAGGCAGUAUGGUGCGUUGGUGAUGACUCUGAAGUGUGAUGUCUCAUCCGUCACAGAUGUAGUGAGAGCCUUCACAGCCAUUGGCCAGAGGUUUCCCUCUUGUCCAAUCAGAGGCGUGUUCCACAGUGCAGCUGUACUGCAUGAUGGGCUGAUCGAGACCCUUGAUAGCUCACACUUCAGAAAAGUGCUGAGACCAAAAGUGAGUGGAGCUUUAAACCUGCACUAUGCAACAUUACACAGCAAACUAGAUUACUUUGUUUGCUAUUCCUCUAUCUCCUCUUUCUUGGGAAAUGCCUCUCAAACAAAUUAUGCUGCCGCCAAUUCUUUUCUGGAUACCUUUUGUCAUUAUCGCCACAACCUUGGACUUGUUGGGCAGUCCAUCAACUGGGGACCUCUUAAUUUGGGCCUGCUGCUGAACAAAGUCAAUUUUCAAAGGUUCUUAGAGGCGAAAGGAUUGACGGUCAUGGAGAUCUCUGAGGUACACGAGUCCUUGGAGAGAUGCUUGUUGACAAACAACACGCAACAGGUUGUUUGCAAGUUUAAUUUCAGAAACCUACAAAACCAUGUCCUUUCUCAAAACGCAUCUCUCAGGGUACGACUAUCACCACUGGUACAACAGGAGCUCAAGGGGGAGGGGACAGAGCCAAUGGUACAAUCUGUGAACUCUGUGGAGGAUUAUGUGAAACGGUUGCUUUGUGACCUGAGUAAUGCUGACAUUGACGAGUUGAGGGAGAGCAGCACACUUACUUCUUUAGGCAUUGAUUCAAUGUCUGCCAUGACUAUGCAGAACUGCAUAUUUCAAGACUGUGGUGUAAAUGUGCCAUUGGUAAAGAUACUGGAUCCAAAUAGCACUAUGUCCAGCCUAGUUCUAAUCCUGAAACAGAGUAAUGAUGUAGAUAUUGAAAUCCAAUCUGUAGGGUGA